This is a messenger RNA of Ilyonectria robusta, 1878 nucleotides long. RefSeq lists its product as uncharacterized. Bases 1 to 1878 code for a protein of 625 amino acids. The record is from RefSeq and is a predicted model, not a curated record. The transcript has 7 exons. Lineage: Eukaryota; Fungi; Ascomycota; Sordariomycetes; Hypocreales; Nectriaceae.
AUGUCUAACGAAACGCUCUCGACCCCCGAGCAGGUUGCUGCUGCCGAGAAGCUUCAGCUUCUCAAGAGCCCUGUCCUCACCGACCGAACCGACUCUCUGCCGCUCACUAACCGCGGAGGAACCCAUCCCGAUCUGAGCCUUUUCGGUGACCGUUUCGAGCAAGAUACCCCCCAGUUCCAGAAGCACGAGGACGCUAGUCUUCUCGAACUUUUCUUCGACCUCCUUUUCGCCGCCAACUACACAGUCUUUUCCCAGACACAGGGUGUGAACAGCCACGAACGCUUCAAAGCCUAUGUUGGAUACUUUAGCAUUCUGUGGAUCACAUGGCUCGUCGUCAGUUUGUACGAUGUUCGUUUCGUGACGGACAGCAUUUUCGAGCGUUUGGCCAGAGCUGUCCACCUCGGUGUGAUGAUUGGUUUUGCCGUGGUUGCCCCCAACUUCAAGCCGACCGACCAGAAUUUACAGACCAUGAGGGUUAUGUCCCUUAUUUUGUGCGUCUCACGUUUUUGUUUGGCUGUUGAAUAUGGAAGCAUUCUCUGGCACAUCCGAAAGUACAAGAAGCCAAGACUGCCCAUGUUGCUGCAAAUCGGCGCAAACUUUGCCGCCUCCAUGGUCUACUUGGGCAUCACGUUCCGGUUCAGACAUGGUAACAGCCAGGUUUACAUCGCGUGGUACAUCAUGGCGGCUGCCGAGAUCGUCGUUACCUUCUCUCUCGCCGUCAUUUUCCCUGUGCUCAGCUUCACCGGCACGCACUUGAUGAAGCGCAUGAGCACCAUGACGGUCCUCUUUUUGGGCGAUGGCGUGGUUAUCGUGGCCCAGAAUGUCGUAACUAUUGUCAAGGGCCCAGACGCCUGGGACUCCCAAACUAUUGGAAUCGUCACGGCUGCCGCCACGACAAUCUACUGCGUCUUCCUCGUCUACUUUGACUGGAUCAAGACCUCGUACCUUCCCACCUUCCGCCAGCAGUUGUGGAGUCUCCUGCACUUCCCCUUCCACCUUUCCAUGGUACUCUUCAUGCAGGGCUUCACACAGUUCAUCAUCUGGUCUAAGAUCAUGGACACUAUCAACAACAUGUCGUUUGACUCCAUUUUCAACACUGCCGAAGGCGUUGCAAAGGCUACCACCUCCCAGGUGGUCGACAACUUGACCAAAUUGAUCAACAAGUUCUUCGAGGACUACCCGCCCAAGUACACUGCCACUGUGAACAAUGUCCAGUGGGCCAUCGGAAACAUCUCUGAAAUUCCAGACAGCUUCUGGCCGGGUCUCGCCAAAUACGCCACCACAGGCGAGGACAAGGAUGCGCCAAACGAGGACCAGCUGAACACCUUCUUCACAUACUUCAAUGAUAUGUCUACCUCGAUGGAGAACUCCCUCCUCGAGACCUUUGGCAUUGAUCUCGUGGAGGAGGUUACAGAUGACAACAAGAACAUCACCGAAACUGGUCUGGAGACCAAGGUCAAUGAGAAGAUGUGGGCCCGCUUUGAUCUUGUGUUCCAAUACGCCUAUAUCGCCGCAGGAAUCACUCUCAUCCUGAUGACUGUCCUCACUAUUGUCGCUCGCACCAAGCCCUGGGGCCUGUGGGGCAUCAUCCGUACCGGCCUCUACUUCGCUCUCGGCCUCGGCCUGAGCCUCAUCUCCCUCCUCCACUACAACCAGACCGACGCCAACAACUACAAGGACAGCCCCUGGUUGCUACCCACCAUCUGCCUCGUCUGGUUUAUCGUCCUGGCAAUCACCCACAUCCGAAACCCGCCGCCGCUGUUCUUCAAGCGCAGCCCAUCCUUCUUCAACAAGCCCAAGCACGACUAUGACUCCGUUGUCCCCAUGUCGGACACCACCGGUCACAAGGAGGCUAAUAACAGUGCUCAGAUGGCUUAG